Molecule: messenger RNA, 762 nt
Organism: Hydra vulgaris (swiftwater hydra)
Lineage: Eukaryota; Metazoa; Cnidaria; Hydrozoa; Anthoathecata; Hydridae
Source: RefSeq, a predicted model, not a curated record
AUGGGAAAUUUAAAAAAAAAUAUUGGUUCGUCUCUUCAUAGCAUGUCCCAAACGCGCUGGUCAGCUAGAGUGGACUGCAUUAAGCCAUUCGCAACCCACCUUCCUGGUAUAAUCAAAUCAGUAGCUGAUAUAAGGAACCUAAAUUUGUCUAUAGAAAAUCGUGCUGAUCUAAAUGGGAUUAUUUCAUAUAUGGAAUCGUUUGAAUGCAUUCUGAUGUCCGCUAUAUGGUUUAAAGUACUUACUGCUAUCAAUUACACCAAUCUUGUUUUGCAAGCAAGGAAUGCUACAUUGGAUGUAGAAGUGACCAACAUCAAACGACUAAUUGAUGAAUUAAAAACUCUUCGAGAUAAAUGGGAUUCUAUUAUGGGAAUAUUAGUAGACGAUAUGAAUGCAUAUGAAAUUGACGAAACUUUUAACUUUCGCUGGAAGUAUAAUCAUUACGAAGAGGAAGAAAUUCGCCGAAGGAGUAAGGAUUUUGAGAAUAAAUACAAGGAUGAUGUUUCCAUGGAGCUGAUUGAUGAGCUUUUGCAUUUGAAAUUUAUCCAUGAUGUUAACAUCAAAAAUAAUUUGGACCCCUUCCUUCUUCUCAAUAAAAUUAACGACCUGAAACUUAUAUGUCUUUUCCCCAACAUUUGUAUUGGCCUGAGAAUUUUUUGUACAUUACCAGUUACGGUAGCACAAGCUGAACGGUCUUUUAGCAGACUGGCGCUUAUAAAAAUUGAUCUAAGAUCAACAAUGACGCAAGGUAGAGUUUCUGACUAA